GUGAUCAGCGAGUUUGAAGCCUCUCCUGACUCAUUUUCCUACAGAAUCCCUAACCUGAGUCGGAAUCGUCAGUACAGCGUCUGGGUGGUGGCUGUGACGUCAGCUGGGAGAGGCAACAGCAGUGAAAUCAUCACAGUGGAGCCAUUAGCCAAAGCUCCCGCACGAAUCCUGACCUUCAGCGGCACAGUGACCACUCCGUGGAUGAAAGACAUCGCCUUGCCUUGUAAAGCUGUUGGGGAUCCUUCUCCUGCAGUAAAAUGGAUGAAAGACAGUAACGGGACGCCCAGCUUGGUAACGAUUGAUGGGCGGAGGAGCGUCUACAGCAACGGGAGCUUCGUCAUCCGAACUGUGAAGGCGGAAGACUCUGGCUACUACAGCUGCGUCGCCAACAACAACUGGGGGUCCGAUGAAAUCAUUCUAAAUUUACAAGUGCAAGUGCCGCCAGACCAGCCUCGGCUCACAGUGUCCAAAACCACAUCUUCUUCCAUUACCCUCUCCUGGCUCCCUGGAGAUAAUGGGGGCAGUUCCAUUAGAGGCUACAUAUUGCAAUACUCAGAGGACAACAGUGAGCAGUGGGGGAGUUUCCCCAUCAGCCCCAGUGAACGUUCCUACCGCCUGGAAAAUCUGAAAUGUGGCACUUGGUAUAAGUUCACUCUUACCGCCCAAAAUGGAGUGGGGCCAGGGCGCAUAAGUGAAAUCAUAGAAGCGAAAACAUUAGGGAAAGAGCCCCAGUUCUCCAAGGAGCAGGAACUCUUUGCCAGCAUCAACACGACGCGCGUGAGGCUGAACCUCAUCGGCUGGAAUGACGGCGGCUGUCCCAUCACCUCCUUCACGCUCGAGUACAGGCCCUUUGGGACCACGGUGUGGACCACGGCUCAGCGGACGUCUCUCUCCAAGUCGUACAUCCUGUACGACCUGCAGGAAGCCACCUGGUACGAGCUGCAGAUCCGGGUGUGCAACAGCGCCGGCUGUGCGGAGAGGCAGGCCCACUUCGCCACGCUCAACUACGACGGCAGUACAAUCCCUCCACUCAUUAAGUCAGUUGUCCAAAGCGAAGAAGGGCUGACGACCAAUGAGGGGCUCAAGAUGCUGGUGACCAUCUCCUGCAUCUUGGUGGGUGUCCUGCUGCUGUUCGUGCUCCUGUUGGUGGUCCGGAGGAGGAGGCGGGAGCAGAGGCUGAAGAGGCUGAGAGAUGCAAAGAGUUUAGCUGAAAUGCUCAUGAGUAAGAAUACCCGGACUUCCGAUACCUUGAGCAAGCAACAGCAGACCCUGAGAAUGCACAUCGACAUCCCCAGAGCUCAGCUUUUGAUAGAAGAGAGAGACACGAUGGAGACCAUCGACGACCGCUCCACGGUGCUGUUGACAGAUGCUGACUUUGGAGAGGCAGCGAAACAGAAGUCUCUGACGGUGACGCACACGGUCCAUUACCAGUCAGUGUCGCAGGCCACCGGGCCCUUAGUGGAUGUUUCAGAUGCUCGGCCAGGAACGAAUCCCACCACCAGGAGGAAUGCCAAGGCUGGGCCCACAGCCAGAAACCGGUACGCCAGCCAGUGGACCCUCAACAGACCUCACCCCACCAUUUCAGCACACACGCUCACCACGGACUGGAGGCUGCCCACGCCCAGAGCUGUGGGGUCAAUGGACAAGGAGAGUGACAGUUACAGCGUCAGCCCCUCACAGGACACAGAUCGAGCGCGAAGCAGCAUGGUCUCCACAGAAAGUGCCUCCUCCACUUACGAAGAACUGGCCAGGGCCUACGAGCAUGCCAAGAUGGAAGAACAACUGAGGCACGCCAAGUUUACCAUCACCGAGUGCUUCAUCUCAGACACAUCAUCCGAACAGUUGACGGCAGGGACAAAUGAGUACACAGACAGUCUGACCUCCAGCACCCCUUCAGAAUCGGGGAUCUGCAGGUUCACUGCAUCUCCCCCAAAACCUCAGGAUGGAGGACGAGUGAUGAACAUGGCGGUUCCAAAGGCACAUCGGCCAGGUGACCUCAUACAUUUGCCUCCAUACCUUAGAAUGGACUUUUUGUUGAACCGAAGUGGUCCGGGCACCAGCAGGGACCUGAGUUUAGGGCAAGCGUGCUUGGAGCCUCAGAAAAGCCGGACCCUGAAGCGCCCCACGGUCCUGGAGCCCAUCCCCAUGGAGGCCUCCUCCUCCACGGCGGCGUCCAACAGAGACGGGCAGCAGUGGCAGCAGGGGGCUGUGGCCACAUUACCUCAGCGAGAAGGGGCGGAGCUGGGACAGGCAGCUAAAAUGAGCAGCUCCCAAGAGUCGCUGCUGGACUCCCGGGGCCAUCUGAAGGGAAACACCCCGUACGCAAAAUCGUACACCCUGGUAUAACAAACAGCAGGACUGGACAGCGGUUGUAAAUAGAAUUUAAAAAAUUCAAUCAAAGCUACCUUUUUUUUACGGAAUUCCAAUAUUUAUAAUUAAAGAAAAUUGCCAAAAUAUAUUUAAAAAAAGAGAGAGAAAAUACUGAAAGCACAGACAGUGCAGACUCUCGUGCUCUUUUUUCUGUCUGAGUGUCAGCUCCAUCUGCCUGGGCAUCUGAUUUUUUGGGAAAGAAGUCCAGUUUUAUGAUCUUCACAGGCUAUUGCAUUUUUACUGAUUUUCUACACAGUGCAUGGGGGACCCAUCACACCUUCUGACCGGAAGUUCUGUCACACACGACUCAAGAAAGAAAACAGGAAGAAAACUUACCCUCUUUGUGAAUUUCAAAGGAACGCUGAUUGGGGGCAACGGGGAAACUAGUCAUGUCUGCACACCUCUCCUUCCCAUUAGGAACUCGGUCCUCAGUCUGACCUUCUUCUGUUGUUAAUCAGGACGAGUGCCAUCCGUGAAGGGGAGGGGGGAAUCAAUUUGGUUUUCUUUUUUGUUUAUUUUUUAAUUUAAUGAGACACUCUUUGCAUUUUGUCUAAGCGAAAUAAAGAAGAAAAGGUUGUCUGCCUUUA
This is a messenger RNA of Hipposideros armiger (great roundleaf bat), 2957 nucleotides long. RefSeq names its product DS cell adhesion molecule (gene DSCAM). Gene Ontology annotation, molecular function: cell-cell adhesion mediator activity. Gene Ontology annotation, biological process: axon guidance; homophilic cell-cell adhesion; dendrite self-avoidance. NCBI's taxonomy places the organism in Eukaryota, Metazoa, Chordata, Mammalia, Chiroptera, Hipposideridae. The transcript has 13 exons. Gene Ontology annotation, cellular component: neuronal cell body; axon; plasma membrane. The record is from RefSeq and is a predicted model, not a curated record. The annotation marks the transcript as partial.